GACUCUUUUUUUUUUUUGUUUUUUGUUUCUACUGCAAAUCAGAGAGUUACAGUUACAUCUCUGCAACCCACAAUCCAAGACCACCUUUCCCAACUCCACCCAAACUUAGACACACCUUCCAAUACUCGCAAAUUCCAUUCACUUCCUCUCAUACCAAUAUGCACAUGGAACAAGUCUUGUGGUCAACAGGAGCAUGUGCCCUCUCUCUGCUAUUCUGCGCCCUAGCCCUGGCGCUCAUGCUUCUCACUGGGAAGCGCCAAUCUCACCUUCCUCCUGGCCCAAAGGGCCUCCCCAUGGUUGGGAGCCUCCACAGGCUGGGCAGCAGGCCGCAUGAGGCCCUUGCGGCACUCGCGGAGACCCACGGCUCCCUCAUGACCUUGCAGCUUGGAUUCAUGACAACAGUUGUUGUGUCGUCGUCUGAGAUGGCCAAGGAGGUGUUACAGAAGAACGACCUGGUAUUUGGGGGGCGUACAGUCAUUGAAGUAUUGAAGAUGAGGUCUUACCCUGAGGGGUCCCUAGUGUGGGCUCAAACAGGUCCUCGUUGGCGAGCGCUCCGCCGCAUCUGCACCACCCAGCUCUUCACUCCCCAGCGGCUGGACAGCCUGCAGGCUCUUCGCUGCCAGAAGGUCCAUGAGAUGGUCGAGCUCAUAAGACAAGCUGAGCCGGCAGUAGACAUAGGGCGUGCCGCCUUCGUCACAUCCAUGAAUAUAAUAUCUAACAUGAUAUUUUCGGCUGACAUGGUCAACCCCAACUCUGGGUCGGCGCAGGAGUUCAGGGAUGUCGUUUGGGCGAUCAUGGAAGUGGCGGGCGCACCCAACCUUGCCGACUAUUUCCCGAUGCUCAAGGCCCUGGACCCCCAGGGGCUCAAGGGGCGCUGCAACAAACUCUUUGGAAGAUUACACCAGUUUCUUAAUGUGAAGAUCGACGAACGUCUGCAGUCCAGAGAGAGAGGUGGAGUGGACAGGGGCGACUUCAUCGACGCUAUUCUCGACUCUAAGCAGGAGAACGGUGUGGAUUUUAGCCGUAGUGAGAUCUUAGCGCUGCUCACUGACUUGUUUGUUGCGGGGAGCGAUACUAGCUCAACUACUGUGGAGUGGGCAAUGGCCGAGCUCCUUCGCAACCCUGACAAGAUGGCCAUGGCUAAUAUGGAGCUCUCAAGGAUCCUUGGUGGUCCGGAGCACAUUAUGGAAGAGUUGGAUAUAUCUCGCCUCCCUUACUUACAGUCAGUGGUGAAGGAGACAUGGCGGUUCCACCCACCCGUACCGCUUCUCAUCCCCCAUAGGGCCGAUGCGACUGUAAAUGUGGCUGGAUACAUAGUGCCGAAACAUACACAAGUAUUGAUCAACUAUUGGGCCAUUGGAAGAGACCCUAAAGUGUGGGACAAUCCGACAGCCUUCUUGCCGGAGAGAUUCUUGGGCUGUAAUGUGGAUUAUAAGGGGAAGGAUUUCCAAUUUAUUCCGUUCGGGGCGGGGCGGAGGAUAUGCCCUGGCCUUCCUCUUGGGGUGCGCAUGGUGCACUUGAUCCUUGCUUCUUUAUUGCAUUAUUUUGAUUGGGGGCUUCCCGAUGGAAUGAAAGCCGAGGAGAUGGAUAUGAGGGAUAAGUUUGGGGUCACCUUACAAAAGUUAGUUCCACUUCGAGUCAUCCCUGUUCAAAGCUCAUGAUUUGACAAGUGCAAGCCGGAUUCUCCUGCCUGAUAUUUACUACUUGGGGAAUUUUAUUUUCAUAAAAAAAAUUUGGAUUGUAUACUAGGAGUUGAAGUUGGAAAAAUUUGUGAUGCAGGUCCAAAAAGUGUAAAACAUCCAUCUUAAUAAUGGAUGCAGGUGUUUCCAUCUAAAAACAAUGAAAACUAACU
Messenger RNA from Amborella trichopoda, 1852 nucleotides. Its product is annotated as geraniol 8-hydroxylase. Gene Ontology annotation, molecular function: oxidoreductase activity, acting on paired donors, with incorporation or reduction of molecular oxygen; monooxygenase activity; iron ion binding. The record is from RefSeq and is a predicted model, not a curated record. Lineage: Eukaryota; Viridiplantae; Streptophyta; Magnoliopsida; Amborellales; Amborellaceae.